Symbiodinium sp. CCMP2592 is the source of this 3012-nucleotide messenger RNA. NCBI's taxonomy places the organism in Eukaryota, Dinophyceae, Suessiales, Symbiodiniaceae. The record is from the annotation of a GenBank genome assembly.
AUGCUUUCAGACAAGGAGGUGCGAUGGAUACCCUGGAAGUACCGCUUAAGCGCCAGGGCACAGGAAGACAGUCUCUUGGUCCGUCCGAGAAAACAGGCCGCUGCCAGCUUACGAGGACCCACUACGAUGGAGGCUCAGGCGGCCGAUCGCCGCUGUUGGGAAAUCAUUGCGGAUCUUGUUAAUGUGCACCAUUGGAAGCUGGAUGAUGCGCUUCACGAAGUCGCCGAGGUGCGAUCGGAUUUACACAGCUUGUUCGCACCCAGGCCCUUCAUCCCCAAGCCCAAGUUCGACCUCGACAACAGCUGGAAGUCCCGCUUUACGGGCAAUGGCCGUGGCGGAAAAGGCGGGGGUCGCGGGGGCAAAGGCCGUGACGGCAAAGGUGAAAAGGGCGAACGCUUUGAGCGCGGGCACGAAGGAGGCAAAGGCAAGGACAACAAGCAGGCCACACCCCCCGGCAAAUGGCUUUCAACCAUCUUUGUGGAGGGCAAGCGCCAAACCCUUUGCAUGCGGUACCAGAGUGGACAGUGCAAGGACCCUUCAACAUGCCGCUACUUGCACAGGUGUGCGGACACCCGCUUCAGCGACCAGCGGGACUCCGGGACAUCGCUGAAGAGGUGCCACCAUGUCGCUGCCCAAGCCAAGGCAGGCGCGGCUGUUUCCGGUGCAGCUACUGCACUUAGUGAGGGCUCUCUCGACUUUGCCACUUGUUUGGAACUGCUGGCACAGUACUUUUCCAAGCCCUUCGAUUCUUCGGCCCCAAGCUUGGACCCUGCUAUUGAAUCUUCAGAGGCCUACUUCAAUCUGGGUGCUUUCGCUUUUGACAAUGGCGCUCGGUCUGGGAUCUUUCAGCGCACAGAACAAUUUUCCGACGUUCUUCGAUUUCUCAAUGCCUGUAUGCAGCUUCAGUUCCCCGGAGCUACGUGGAGCUCCCUCUGCAUCAGUACACUUAACCAUACAGUUUCACUUGGCAAUUUCAGUGGCGGAGAGGUUUGGCUCUGCCCAGCUUUGAGCAAGGGGGACCGCUGGGUGCUAACAAUACACAUGCAAGGAGCUGCGCGCUUUCGACUCCAAGUGGAGCCCCGGCCGCUUCAGGACCCUACGAACGUGGAGCUUUUCCUGGACCUAUGCUGCGGUGAGCAGCUGGACAUACUGCACGAUGACACCUACGACCAUCUCCUACGGCUCUGCUUUUCAGGAAUAAUCCGCUUGGCCCACGGAGCACACGUAUCUCUGGAGCAGCCCACCAACGCCAUGUCAUGGCUGGAACCUUUUGUACAAGACAUGCUUUCAGAGAUACAAGCGUCCCUGCCACCAACCGCGGCACAGGAUGGCGGCGGCAUCUACUCGCUUCCAGACUGGUCUUUGGGCCCCAGGUAUCAGUCAGAUAGCUUGCGCGACCUGCGCAAGGAGUGGCAGCAAUGGCUGCUCGAGAAGCAGAUUCCGCUUCGGCUCCAGCAUCAUGUCGCCAACGCCUGCAACACCCCCCUCUUUUCCCAGGAUGAGACGAACUGGUUGCGGUCCUCUUUCAAGCGCUUCUCGGACGCACACUCCCCUUCCCAGGACUGGGACUUCACGGUGAAGGAGGGUCAACCGCAGCAAGAACGCCUCUUCUUUUACCGCGUGUGUCCAUUCGGGGCCACUUUUUCAAGCCACUGGUUUGCCCGCUUGGGAGGCUUCUUUGUGCGCUGCCUGCGUCUACUUAUUUGGCUGUCACACGUGCUCAUGUUGUACGUAGAUGAUCUGCUUCUUUGGCAAAACUCCCGCCUCUUGCCACUUAGCGCUUCUCUGGUCCUGGCUUUCUGCUCCUGCUUCAACAUCCCGCUUAGCUGGGGGAAACUGCAGAUGGGGCCAUCCAUAACUUGGAUAGGUUGGCAGAUAGACUUCCACGCUGGCUGUUACACGCUACCUGACGCCAAACGCUUGAAGCUGCUUUCCCAGGUGGAAGAAUGCCUACGGCAUCGCUUGGUGAGCCGCAAACAGCUGGACAAACUUUUGGGUUUGCUUCAGUGGAUAUUGCAUGGGCUGCCAGCUUUACGCCCGUGGCUUUGUACAUUGUACGAUGACAUGCAUAGACCGCUUGGCACCAAUGUUAGCACCAGCCCUUGCACCUGGCCAGGCAUCCACACCUACUUGGACGACAAGCUUCGCUUCACAGGAUGCCCACCGGGCACCAGCAUCUCGACAGGUUCCACUUUGCUGUCCGCUCGGCACAAGGCUUUACGCAGCAAGGAUGACCUGGCCGCAGUUCCUGUAAGUACAAAGCGUAUGUGGCUUCGUGUCGCAGACCCUACGUCUUCCAAACGGCGCUUGUCUGAGUCCAGCAGAGAAACCCUUGCUUUCUUUGCGCACUUGAGUUCCAGGGAAUGGCGACCGAAACCAUUGCGGCCACCGCCUACAAGGCCAGUGGACUCCGCUGCAGACGCUUUUGGCAAGGGCAACGACUGCGGGGUCGGCGGUUGGCUUCGCUUGCCAUCUGGACGCCUGCUUUGGUUCUCGCACCGCUACACGGUUAGUGACUUCACCAACUUAGGUCUGCCAAUGCAGCCCGAUGCCAACUUGGAUAUUUCCAGCUACGAGACCCUAGCACAAUGCUUUGUGCUUCUCGCUUUUUGGAAGGCUCAUGGCUCUGGUCGCUUGGCUCUGACAUUACCUGCUUUGAGCGAUAAUAGUGGUGCUGAGUCACUGUGUAACAAGCUUUACACCUCUAAAGUACCACUUAACCUUUUCGUUCGCAAGCUUUCUAUGUGGAGCUCGAUUACCGGAGUCACUCUGGACUGCAGCCAUAUCUCUGGCGAGAAGAAUGAGGAUGCAGAUUGGCUCUCACGCUGGGACGGCUCCGCCGACCUGCCCGAGCAGUUCAGCACGGCCAACCACAUUGAGCUCUCGCUUUCUAAGUUCUGGCAUGUGAGCUUUCAGGUGACACUUUGCCCUCCAACAACAUUUUUAAAGUGGCAGCUUCCUGCGCAACACAGCUUGGGCCCAAGUAACAGAGGCUCUAACAAGCGGAAGUAG